CAAGAGCAAUAGCGCGUGGGUUGAGAAUAAUUAUUUUCCAAUUUAGUUACAAAAUUCUCAAAAAGCUUUCCUCAACAGAAGAAGAGUAAAGAGGAACAUCUUACCCUGAAGCUUGACCUUCGGAGCUGCCGUCCCUUUUCCGCCACCUUUUCCCUUCCCAACCACCGCUCCACCCACCCUGACCAACCUCCCCACCCCUCAAUCUUUCAUUUUCUAGGGCACAGAUUCCCUCUUCAAUGGAAAAUUCUCCUCCUUCGCCGCUCCCUCAUCCCUCACACGACGGCUCCCACCGUCCCGACGCCGAAAUGGACCUCCAACUAUCCAUCGCUGACGACUCCGCCACCGCUCUCUGGGACUUGGGGGAUCUCCUCGACUUUGCUGCGGAUGAUCAGUUUUCCUUCUCUUUGGAACAGGACAAUCUGCCCUCGGCCUCCUCUCAUUACCUCGAGAUUCAAUCCCAGACUGCCCCUUCGAAUUCGGAACGAAUUCGUAAGCGCGACCCGAGGUUGACCUGCUCGAAUUUCUUGGCUGGGCGGGUUCCUUGUGCUUGCCCUGAGAUUGACGCGAUGCUUGAGGAAGAAGCCGCUGCUGCACCUGGCAAGAAGCGGGCUAGGACGGCGCGUGUUGCUGCUGGUACUGUUAGGUGUCAAGUACCGGGGUGUGAGGUCGAUAUUAGCGAGCUUAAAGGUUACCAUAGAAGGCAUAGGGUUUGUCUUCGUUGCGCUAAUGCUACUGCCGUUGUGAUCGAUGAAGAGACUAAAAGAUAUUGUCAGCAGUGUGGCAAGUUUCAUGUUUUAUCUGAUUUUGAUGAAGGCAAACGGAGUUGUCGAAGAAAAUUAGAGCGGCACAACAAUCGACGACGUAGGAAACCAGUUGAUUCCACAGCUUCUAUGGAAAGUGAUCGAUCAAGCAUGCAUCUAGAAGAUGUUUCUUGCGAAGGUGAUGUAGGGAAAGAUAAUAUUCUUUUCAACAUCCAAACUGAUGAAAAGGAGGUAGUGCAUUUGGAGUCUGAAGAUGGACUGGUAACCUCCACUGUAUGUUCAGCUCCUGACCUGCAAAAUAAUGUGAAUAGCGGGUUAACUUUAGUGGCAAUGGGUGAAGCUCAAGUGGAUGGAGGAAAAGAUAAUUCUAAAUCUCUUGCUUCAUCCUAUUGUGACAACAAAAGCACAUAUUCAUCAAUGUGUCCAACAGGGCGAAUAUCAUUCAAACUUUAUGACUGGAAUCCUGCAGAGUUCCCUAGAAGACUUCGGCUCCAAAUAUUUGAAUGGUUGGCUAAUAUGCCCGUUGAGUUGGAGGGAUAUAUUCGGCCUGGUUGCAUAAUUUUGACUGCAUUUGUUGCAAUGCCGAAGUUUAUGUGGAUAAAGUUACUUGAAGAUCCCACGACACACGUGCACAAUUUUGUAGUUGCACGUGGAAGACCUCUUUGGGGGAGGGGCAGCAUGCUUGUUUAUUUGAACAACAUGAUUUUUCGUGCAGUGGAAGGGGAAAGUGUAUUGAAAAUUGAGAUGGAUAUACAGGCUCCAAGACUUCACUAUAUACAUCCUACAUGCUUUGAGGCUGGAAAACCCAUGGAGUUUGUUGCUUGUGGAAGUCAUUUGCGACAACCAAAAUUUAGGUCUCUUGUAUCUUUUGCUGGAAAGUAUCUUGCCCACGAUCAUUCUUUUGUUCUUCCUCAUUGUCAAAACGAAGGUGAUGCUAAGUGGAGCGACCACCAGUUGUUCAAAAUAUGUAUACCCCACACAGAAUACAAUCUUUUUGGCCCUGCAUUUGUUGAGGUGGAGAAUCAGUCAGGCUUGUCAAAUUUUAUUCCUAUACUCAUUGGAGAUAGCGAAACUUGUUCUGAAAUGAAAGCCAUUCAGGAGCGGCUUGAUAUGUCUCUGCUUCUGGAAGCUACUGGUUCUUCACACGAUACUUGUGAACAUUCUUCACUGAGACAAAAAGUAUAUUCAGAACUCAUGAUGGACAUAUCUUGGUUGCUUAAAAAGCCUUCGUCAGAGCCCGUGCAGCAAAUUAUGAAUUCGUCACAGAUUCAAAGAUUCACACGUUUGUUGAAAUUUUUGAUAUGCAAUGACUCAACUGUCAUUUUAGGGAGAGUCUUAGAACAUCUUAAGAUUGUCAUGGACAAUGUAGAAUCAAAUGUGGCAGUGAAUGGCUUCAGUUGUCCCGAUUUAAGGUGUUUUGAGAAAUAUUUGGAUUAUGCAAGAGAUGUUCUUCAACUGAAUCUUCGUAAAACUGGGAAUUCGGUGCUACAGUUAGGAUUUCUUAAGCCUAAAGGGGGCCGUGUUUCUCAAAGCUGCUCCAAGAACAAAUUGGUUUCAGUCGUUCCCAGGACUGGACUGGAAAUGGAGUCGAGAGAAAGUGGACAUUUUCAAGCAGUGGCAGGUUCAACUUCCAUUGGUAGUGUGGAAACAAUACCCCUUGUAAACGAAAAGCUCGGCGAGAAAAUGACGGUUCAAGGACAUUCAAGAAAGUCAUGUGGUCUUCUAUUCUCAGGGGCUCUUUUUAGACGUCAGACAACAUUAUUUGCAGUUACCUUCGUUGCUGUUUGUUUCGGAAUAUGUGCAGCUUUAGUUCAUUCUCACAAGGUCGGCGAGUUUGCUAUUACAAUCCGCAGAUGCUUGAUCGUUAAGUUGUAGGCACAAGAAGUAUCUAAACUUGAAAAAGCAGUUCAACUCUUCUGAUCCAUUUAUUUGUUCCACUGAAAAUUAAUUCAAGAACAAUUUGUGGCGCCUCUAGUCACCAGCAAAUGUGAAAUGGAUGCCAUGACAAAAUCUUGGUCUCAUAGCCAAGCCAAGAGGUUAUCAUAGUUUUGUUGUGUUUAGAGCGAGAGCCUGUUUGAUGCUGCUGAUGAUUUAUCGUUCUACGUCUGUCUGGUUGGCCGAUUGGAAUUUCCUGGUAGCAAAAUGGAGUUCGAAGUCGGUUUUUGGUCGCUCUGGAUGCAGGAUUCCUAACUUUUGUACAUUUGUAUCUCACCUGAAGUAAGUUAAAGCAGAUGCUGGACCAAUGUGUUGUAAUAAUUUCCAGGUUUCAUGGCUAACAAUGAAUUCCUUAUUCAUCAAAAGUCAGACUACUACGCUUUCAAUUCUUUCGAAAUCGAUAUUUCUACCUGUAUUAUCAAACUCCAUUUUUUUUAACAAAUGGUUGAAAAUUAUCGUUGAGCUA
Messenger RNA from Benincasa hispida (wax gourd), 3162 nucleotides. RefSeq names its product squamosa promoter binding protein-like 7 (gene SPL7). The record is from RefSeq and is a predicted model, not a curated record. NCBI's taxonomy places the organism in Eukaryota, Viridiplantae, Streptophyta, Magnoliopsida, Cucurbitales, Cucurbitaceae. Gene Ontology annotation, molecular function: DNA binding. Gene Ontology annotation, cellular component: nucleus.